UAGCCGGGAGGGGCUGGGUUUCAGGUUCACCUUGACUCCUGGAGCCGCAGCGGAGCAGGUACCCGCUCCUGCACCUGUUUCUCUUGCACCUGCCAUCCAGCUGCUCCUACCCAGCUCUCCUGGCCUGAGCCUUGCCUGGCGCGGCACCCUGGAGGCACCCCUACCUCCUCCAGUCUCCCUCCCGGGCAGCUGCCACGCUCAGCUCCUUCUCUAAGGAAGGUCUCACCUCCAGCCCGGAGCAGCCAGGAUUACAGAAAGCCCCACCCUUGGCUCGGGGAACGCCAUGACCGAAGUGGGCUGGUGGAAGUUGACCUUCUUGCGGAAAAAGAAAUCCACACCCAAGGUGCUCUAUGAGAUCCCCGACACCUAUGCCCAAACAGAGGGCAGCGCAGAGCCCCCUGGGCCUGAGGGCGGAGGCCCCGACGGCAACUUUAACACCCGCCUGGAGAAGAUUGUGGACAAGAACACAAAGGGCAAGCAUGUCAAAGUCUCCAAUUCGGGCCGCUUCAAGGAGAAGAAGAAAGUCCGAGCCACGUUGGCAGAGAACCCCAACCUCUUUGAUGACAGGGAAGACAAAGGACAGUGAAGGGGGCCAAGGAGGAUGCUAGCACCUCCCCACUCCUGCCGUCAGCCGGAUCUGAGACAGGAGCUUGCCACGCUGGCCUCCUUGGCCACAGCUGAAGCCGUGGGGGCAGUUGAUGCCUGCUGGCAGGAAAUGUCUGGUUUUAGGUUUGUAUUUAUAUACCCCAGCUUUCUGGAAGGCCUGGGAGAUCCCAGGGUUCUCCCACGUCCCCCAGCACAUACAGAAGCACUCCAGUCCGAGGAUGAGAGCCCCACCCAGGAAGGACAGCCCUCCUCGCUGUGGCGGUGCCAGCAGGGAGGUGGGCAUGGCAAGAAAUGGAGGGAGGGAGCGGACAGACUUCACCUCCUCCAGGGGCACAGGGUCAAGGGUGAGUUUCAGUUGCUCCCUCUACCUUCUCUACCUGUAACUGUUCGCUGGACCAAUUCUGAGAGUGAAUUUUCCAGAAGCCACAUGAUGGGGUGGUUUCCUGGAGCUGGAGGAGGUGGAGACCCUGAACUUGAGCUCACUUUCCAUCACAAGAGGGAAGCUUCCUGGAACUUGGUGCCCAGGUGUGCGGGGAGAGAAGGACGCUGGGUGGUGCUGCAGAAGGCCAGGCGAGGGACCCCAUGGCUCCCCGCACACAUCCUCAAAGGGCGCUGCACUUGGGGAGGGGGUAGGGAGUGUUGGUAGGAGCUAAGAGCAGCUCUCUUCUCCCCUUCUCCUACUAGUAUUUAAGAGGGACAGGCCCCAGAGAUGAGUCCUGGAGCCUUGAAUUUUGCUUAAAAAGAUAAUUGUAGGUUUCUCUUUGUAAUAAACGAUGAUGCAAAAGCAGAGAACCUAUUUAUGCUUUUGUCUUACAUUUACUGAGGCCCGUUUCUAAUGCCUUUACUCCCUUCAUGUAAGUAAAGUAGAACUUUGUGCUCAAAGUGUUCCUAUCAAGCAUCAGAAAGGAUCCCCAGGGGUCA
Messenger RNA from Panthera uncia (snow leopard), 1527 nucleotides. RefSeq names its product proline rich 15 like (gene PRR15L). Lineage: Eukaryota; Metazoa; Chordata; Mammalia; Carnivora; Felidae. The transcript is spliced from 2 exons. Bases 284 to 586 code for a protein of 100 amino acids. The record is from RefSeq and is a predicted model, not a curated record.